UUCUGCUGUAGAAGACUCGGGACAGAUCACAAACGGAGACAGCAUGAAAAGUGACAAACCAGUGGACGAUCAGAAAGUGCAGAAAAGAAAACGUGAAGGAACGACUCCUCAGGUAAAACGUAAGAAAACCUUUCAUGGACCGACUCAGCCUAAGAAUGCUCUAAUGCAAUUGAAUGAGCUAAAACCUGGUUUGAAAUACAUUGUUGAAUCUUUAGAAGGAGAUUCUCGUAACCUUUGCCAUGUGGUAUCUGUAGAAGUAAACAAACAGAAGUUUAUCGGAAAGGGGAAAUCAAAACAGUUGGCCAAACAAGCAGCUGCACAAGCUGCACUAGCUUCGUUUGUCCAGUUUAAAGAUACUCCAAAAGCAAUGCAAGUGUUAAAUCGACCUGUAACUUGUGUAGAUUUUACAACAGAUGUGGUUGAUGAUGAAAGCAUUUUCAGCAAAUUUGAAAGUGAAGAACCUGAUGUUCAACAUACCUCAAAUAUAGAAGAGACCAUGAUAAUUCCCCAAGAAGGUAUUCCACUUGAUUGUGUUAAAAUAAAAUUUUCCAAGGCUUUCUCUGAGGCUGAGAAAAAAAAUCCAGUGAUGUUGUUACACGAGCUACAUCCUGGAGUUCAGUUUAUGGUAGUAAGAGAAACUCCGUCAAACCCAGCUAAGAGAUUUACGAUGGGCCUUUCAUUGGAAAAUAAAACAUUUGAAGGUUCAGGACCAAAUAAAAAACAAGCCAAAGCGGCUGUAGCCAAAGUUGCUCUCAGUUCUCUGUAUGGAAUUGAUUAUGCAUUACCUUUAACCCUCCUGACUAGAAAAGGUCAACAGAAUCAGUUCAGGUGA
Messenger RNA from Limulus polyphemus (Atlantic horseshoe crab), 832 nucleotides. Its product is annotated as double-stranded RNA-specific editase 1-like. The record is from RefSeq and is a predicted model, not a curated record. Gene Ontology annotation, molecular function: double-stranded RNA binding; double-stranded RNA adenosine deaminase activity; tRNA-specific adenosine deaminase activity. Bases 44 to 832 code for a protein of 262 amino acids. Gene Ontology annotation, cellular component: nucleolus; cytoplasm. NCBI's taxonomy places the organism in Eukaryota, Metazoa, Arthropoda, Merostomata, Xiphosura, Limulidae. The transcript has a single exon. Gene Ontology annotation, biological process: adenosine to inosine editing; RNA processing.